Messenger RNA from Malassezia japonica, 1776 nucleotides. RefSeq lists its product as uncharacterized. Gene Ontology annotation, cellular component: eukaryotic translation initiation factor 3 complex; cytoplasm. The record is from RefSeq and is a predicted model, not a curated record. Lineage: Eukaryota; Fungi; Basidiomycota; Malasseziomycetes; Malasseziales; Malasseziaceae. Gene Ontology annotation, biological process: translational initiation. Bases 1 to 1776 code for a protein of 591 amino acids. The transcript is spliced from 2 exons. Gene Ontology annotation, molecular function: translation initiation factor activity.
AUGUCGGCAGCCGCGUCGCAGCCGGUGCCUGAAGGCCAGCACGAGGCCCAGAGUACCUCGUUGCAGCACCAACGCCCCCUCUUUGCCGGUGAGGAAGAAGAGUUUGGCGAUGAGGAGCUCGGGGACGACGUCGACCUCGGGGUCGGCCAGUACGGCUCCCAGUUUAGCAACGCCAACGGCGACGAGUACACGAUUUCUGAGACGCUCCAGCAGAACGCAUCGCAGCCUUUGGACGCUCAGCAGGUCGCCGCCGCGCAGGCCGCGAUUCCCGAGCAGGUCCGCAAGUACCUGACCCUGUUUCAGCAGGCCAUUGCGAACAACUCGGUGAUUGACAUCAGCAACGCGUACGAGUCGCACUGGAACCGCCUUACCGAAAAGUUCUACCAACGCAGCGAGUGGCCCGACGCGGAGAUCAUCUCGCCGCUUGUCGGCGACGACCAAAAGUUCUUACUGCUGUACCGUGAGCUGUGGUACCGCCACGUCUACUCGCGCCUGACGCCCGACGGCGAGGACCGCUUCCAGUCGUACGAUAACUACUGCGACUUUUUCAACUACGUCCUGAACUCCGAGGGCCCGGUCUCGCUCGAGCUUCCCGUGCAGUGGCUCUGGGAUAUUACGGACGAGUUCAUCUACCAGUUCCAGUCCUACUCGCAGUGGCGUUCCAAGGUCUCGAACAAGUCCGAAUCUGAGCUGCAGCUCCUCCAGGACAGCGGCGUGUGGAGCGCAUACAGCGUGCUCAACGUGCUCUACUCGCUCAUCCAAAAGUCCAAGAUCACCGAGCAGCUCAUCGCGAGCGACGAGGGCAAGGAACCGGAGGAGGUCGCGGGCGAGUUUGGCUCGCGCGCGCUGUACAAGACGCUCGGCUACUUUAGCAUCAUCGGCCUGCUGCGCGUCCACGUGCUCCUGGGUGACUACACGCUCGCGCUCAAGAUGCUCGACCACAUUAACCUGAACAAGAAGAGCGGCUUCUUGAACCGUGUGACGGCGUGCCAUGUCACCGCCUACUACUACGUCGGCUUUGCGUACAUGAUGAUGCGCCGCUACCCGGAUGCCAUCCGCGCCUACUCGCACAUUCUCGUGUUUGUGAUGCGCCUGCGCCAGUACCACACGCGCAGCUACCAGUACGACCUGAUUAACAAGAUGGCCGACCGGAUGUACGCGCUCCUGGCGAUCUGCUGUUCGCUGUGCCCGACGCGUCUCGACGAGAACGUGCAGACGGCCAUGCGCGAAAAGUACGGCGAGCAGUACUCCAAGAUGACCAAGGGCGACGCCGACGCGCUGAAUGCCUACCAGGAGCUGUUCCUCUACGCGUGCCCCAAGUUUAUCAGCUGCAACCCGCCCCCCUACCACGAUGCGGAGGCGCUCAAAGCCUACAUGCAGAACCCGCCCCUGGAUCCGGUGCAACACCAGCUGAAGAUCUUCCUGUCGGACGUCAAGGCGCAGCUGUCGAAUGUGCACAUCCGCUCGUUCCUCCGCCUGUACACGUCGCUUGGCACGGACAAGCUUGCGGGCUUCCUCGACGUCGACGACGAGGAGGUGGUCGAGAUGAUGAUGGUGCUCAAGAACAGCACGCGCAACUUCAAGUGGACCGAGGGCGGUCUGCUCGAGGGCGAGGUGAUCAACACGAGCGAUCUUCAAUUUGCUAUUGACACGGAUAUGGUGCACAUCGCCGAGGCGCGCAUUGGCCGCCGGUACGGCGACUGGUUCGUGCGCAACGCGAGUCGGAUGAACAAUGUGUUGCUCGCCACGCAGCGCAAGCCCCUGCCGCUGCCGUGA